Messenger RNA from Durio zibethinus, 2900 nucleotides. RefSeq names its product putative mitochondrial adenine nucleotide transporter BTL3. NCBI's taxonomy places the organism in Eukaryota, Viridiplantae, Streptophyta, Magnoliopsida, Malvales, Malvaceae. Gene Ontology annotation, biological process: transmembrane transport. The record is from RefSeq and is a predicted model, not a curated record.
CAAGAGGCAGAAGUUGUACGCAAAGUGGCUGGUUAGGCGAUGGAAGCGAAGCCACGGCGAAUCUCCCACCAUUUCAUUCGUUCCCGUCUCAGCGGCCCCCUCGUUUGACCCUUCUUUCCUUCCUUCCCUAAAAUAAUAAAAUCCGCCUCCCAAACACCAAACCCGCCAUUUUCCACCACCGUUUUAACAAUGCCAAAGUUCCAUCUCCAAUUCAAAAAUUCCCUCCCCGACCACCAACGUCGCCACCCAUUGCCCUCUAAUUCAAAUUUACUAGUCCCCGGUGGUUUAUUCAUCGACCCCAACUUUUCCCCUUCUUUCCUCGGCUUCAUUUCCCCAUUUAAAGAUUUUUCGGCUUCCAAAAAACCGGCUUGCUUUGCUCGGAGGCAAAAGCCGGAGUCGAUUGCGGUUAAGGACUUAUUUUUUUUGUCUGUUAGCUUGAGCAACGAUGGGCUUGUUUCAGAACCGAAGGAAUUUCUCCUACAAAACGGAGUAAAAAGGAAGAGCAAUGGGGAAGUAGCUGUAGCCAAACGGAAUGUUAGGGUAACGCGAAGUGGCGCUGUCAAUACUACCAAGCAUUUGUGGGCUGGAGCUAUCGCUGCCAUGGUUUCAAGAACAUUUGUUGCUCCGCUAGAGAGAUUAAAGCUUGAAUACAUAGUUCGUGGUGAACAAAAGAAUAUAUUUGAGCUUGUUAAGAAGAUUGCUGUGACGCAAGGAUUAUUUGGAUUUUGGAAAGGGAACUUGAUUAAUAUUCUUCGCACGGCUCCUUUUAAAGCUGUGAAUUUUUAUGCUUACGAUACGUAUAGGAAGCAAUUGCUUAGAUUGUCUGGAAAUGAGGAAACCACAAAUUCUGAGAGGUUUGUUGCUGGCGCUGCAGCUGGCAUUACCGCCACUGUACUCUGCUUACCACUUGACACUAUCCGAACUAAGAUAGUGGCACCAGGUGGGGAAGCCUUAGGCGGUGUCAUUGGUGCAUUUCGCCACAUGGUCCAAACUGAAGGAUUCUUUGCACUCUACAAAGGUCUAGUGCCUUCUAUUGUAAGCAUGGCACCUUCAGCUGCAGUGUUCUAUAGUGUGUAUGAUAUGUUGAAAUCAGCUUAUCUGCACUCACCGGAAGGUAGGAAAAGAAUUCAGAACAUGAGUCAGAUGGGGCAGGAACUGAAUGCUUUGAAUCAGCUAGAGUUGGGACCAGUAAGGACGUUACUAUAUGGGGCUAUAGCUGGUGCUUGUGCUGAAGUUGCUACUUACCCAUUUGAAGUUGUGAGAAGACAGAUGCAAUUGCAAGUCCAGGCAAGCAAAAUGGGUGCAUUGGCAACUGGUGUGAGGAUUGUUGAGCAAGGAGGAGUUCCAGCACUCUAUGCUGGGCUAAUUCCCAGCUUGCUACAAGUGCUUCCUUCGGCUGCAAUAAGUUAUUUUGUAUACGAGUUUAUGAAGAUUGUUCUCAAAGUGAAUUGAAGAGAGACAACGGAUCCUCUCAGGAAAAGAAUUGCUAGGAUGUUGUACGGUGACUAUAAAAUGAGCGCGGCACAAAGAUUGAGAAUGAUAAGAAUUAGUCAUUUAAACUUAACAGUUACUGUUGAUGUUCACAUAUUUUUUGUACCUGACAAGAGAGAAAUGGAAAUCUUUAUAGACAUCUUAAGUUAAUUUCUUGAUUAUAGAUCCACCAUCCAAUUGCUGACCGAAUAUAAUUUAGUGGUUUUCAUUUCUAUCAUGUUUGCGGCGUAUCCUCCUUCAUAAGACCUGGACCUUGCUGAUGCAUUGAAACAUUUGCUAGGGACCUUGGGUGGUUGGAAGGGGAUGUAUAAUAACCGCUUUUGAUGAUGUCAUUUAUGAAUGACACACACUUGAUGCUUCCAAAUGAUUUGAAACAUUUGAUAAGAACGAUUUCAAAUAUGUGUCAUCAUCUUUGGGCAAAAAGAGAGAAAGAAGUCAGCCCCUCCUGUGGAAUUAGUAGAAUGUGUCACCAUCCACAUAAAUUCUCUGCUUAUAAAAUGGGAAAGAAACCCUCUUAACAUUCUUUUUUUGCACUCCUCGUCUAUGUUCAAAAUUUUGGUUCUGCCUCUGGCAUUUGAAGGUAUAUCUAAUCUAAUUAUAGCUGUCCAACUGCGCUCAACUGACUGGCAAGGGCUACAUGAUGCUUCCGUCUUGCGCAGUCUGGUAGCACAAUCUGUUACAUUCAUAAGAAAAAUAUAUGUUUGAAGUUCAGGAAAUGACUUGUAUUUGUUCAACUCUCGUAGUGUCAGAUGCCUAAUUUUAUAUGAUAUGCCAUCAAUCUUUGUACAAAGAAUGAUAAUCAGAUGCAAGCGCAUGGUCUUCUCCCUUACGAGUUUGAGACCAUGUAUGCAAAGGUGAAAAGCAAUGUUCCUAUAACAUACCCCGGUUUUAGGACUGGAGUUUUCUAUGUGGAGAACAAUGGUGGUCAACAGUAGGAUGAAACUGGACUUACAAUUGUGUUUGUGAAUGGUUUCAGUAGAUUAUCUUCACUUUAUUCAUUAAGAUGAGGGUUCAUAGGAAAUGGCUUGCUGGACCACGAGGCAAAUGGCUUUGAAUUAAAAGUUAAAAAAUUUCUCUCCGUUAAUGAAAAUACAAGAAAAAAAAAGGAUGUUUGUGUCAAUAGGGCUGUAAGGCGCAAGCGGUAGCACCAUGGUGCUUGUGCAAAUAGGAAUGCAGUGUAGUUAAAACUAUACCCUGCUGCUGAGUUAUUUUUUCUAGUGUCUAUAGGCUGUUGAGUAAUUUUUGACAGACACAAAAAAAAAAAAAAAAAAACGAAAAGAAGGUUUUUCUUUAAUAGAUUUCAUGGAAUUUAUGAUUCGUUACAUGGGCUCAAUCUUCAAUUAUUGUAUGAUUAAAACAACACCAUCUUAUUCCAAACAACGACUAAAAGCGACAGAAAAAAAAAAAAA